Messenger RNA from Penicillium malachiteum, 585 nucleotides. RefSeq names its product low-affinity Cu transporter. The record is from RefSeq and is a predicted model, not a curated record. Gene Ontology annotation, biological process: copper ion transmembrane transport. Lineage: Eukaryota; Fungi; Ascomycota; Eurotiomycetes; Eurotiales; Aspergillaceae. The transcript has 4 exons. Bases 1 to 585 code for a protein of 194 amino acids. Gene Ontology annotation, molecular function: copper ion transmembrane transporter activity. Gene Ontology annotation, cellular component: membrane.
AUGGAUCACUCCAUGCACUCGAUGGAUAUGGACCAUGGUCACGGCCAUGGCGAUAUGGAUAUGGGUGGCCAGUGCAGCAUGAACAUGAUCUUCACUUGGUCCUCCGAGAACCUCUGCAUCAUCUUUCGCCAGUGGCGCAUUACAGGACCCCUCUCCUUCUUCUUCUCGCUCCUCCUUAUCGUCCUGCUUACAGCCGGCUACGAAGGAGUCCGCAAUAUUACCCGUAAAUACGAAGUCGCUCAUGCCCAACGACUGAAUGCUUUUACUGCAGUCUCUUCCACUGGAGAUGAUGGCAUCGCCGACCCAUCCAUUGCCAACGUUACCGCCGAUCUUCCUGGUCUACCUAUCAAUAACGAGAGCUCACCAUUAAUUGUAGGACGGGAUAACCGAGCUGCCGUGAUCCGGAAGGGAAAGAUUACUAUGGCUGCUUUGUAUGCCAUCCAGGUAUUCUAUAGCUUUUUUAUCAUGCUUCUUUUCAUGACCUACAACGGCAUGGUUAUGAUUGCUGUUGCUGUUGGUGCCUUUGUGGGCUACCUGGCUUUUGCGGAUGGCACCCCAGCUACCAAGACGAUUGCUUGCCACUAA